AUGAAGCGCGCCAAAACAUCCGAUUCAUCACCCAAGCAAUAUGUGUAUGUUGUCAUGCAUGAAACCUCGCUGGGUUACAAGCAAGGUGAUUCUGCCGGUGUGGCUGGAGUCUUCUCAACCAUUGAAGAUGCCACGAACUGUAUAAAGAGAGUCGUCAGUGAGGAGUAUGGGGGCUUGGAUAGAGAGGACGAAGAUACCUUUGAGGUCACAAAGCGUGAUGGUCUGUUGAGGUGGUACAGUAAUGAUACUAGAGAAGGCGACACGGCAAGUGUUUACGUGGAAAAGCAUACGCUACGUGCGCCAGGUUCCGAAAAGCAAAGAAGAUGGGAUGAUGACGUAGGCGUGGGGAGCGGGGUGGAGGAUGGGGAGGAAGGGGAGGAAUAG
This is a messenger RNA of Sclerotinia sclerotiorum 1980 UF-70, 384 nucleotides long. RefSeq lists its product with no specific name. The record is from RefSeq and is a predicted model, not a curated record. NCBI's taxonomy places the organism in Eukaryota, Fungi, Ascomycota, Leotiomycetes, Helotiales, Sclerotiniaceae. The coding region runs from base 1 to 384 and encodes 127 amino acids. The transcript has a single exon.